GAACUUUCUCGUAGCUUCAAUGCGCAUGGAGAGCUUGCGGAAUCUCCGGGCCCAGUGACUUCCGACAGGGCCUAGAACAUGCUGGCAGCGCCUAAUGGUGCGAUCGAGCGACGAAUUUAACCUCUGCGAGUGACGACCCUCGGCAGUAGAACGAAUUCGGAUCCAGCUCUGUUUGAUCGCUCUGUGCUCGAUAAUACAUCGUGAGUCAUCGGUGAAGUCAUUCAGCUAGAACUGUCUAUCGUACUCAGUUGAUCACCCAGUGUUGUCCACUUGUCUCAACUGUACUGGUGUCGAAACAAUGGCGUCCAGCAAUUUCGCUCGGAAGCUGGUUUCUGCUGCCUCAUGUCUGCCUAUUAGGAGGUCACAGCUCCUUGGAUCAAACACUGCUAAUGGCAUGACGGUAGCUCGUAACCAGCCGAAGGCGCGGUAUGCGAGUUCUGCCGCACAACGAUACAUUCCAGAGGAGAAAGGGGCUCAGCUUGAGAGCCGGGAUGACGGAGCAAUUUCUCGGGACAAGGUUCAUCCGCUUCGAGUAUUUGAUUUGAUGGACUCCUUCUUCCCGACAAGAAAUUUGCGUUCGAUGAUCGAGACUAUGGAUCGCGUAUUCGAUGAUCCAUUCUUUGCUCCUUCCGCUUUUCGAGAAUCUCCAGUCCGCCGCUCGCUACGGACCCCGUGGGAUUUCAAGGAGACUGAAGAUUCGUUUCAGCUGAGAAUGGACAUGCCGGGACUCGACAAGCAGGAGGUGAAAGUAUACAUCGAGGACGAUUGUCUAAUCAUUAAAGGAGAACACAACGUGGAGAAGUCAGAAGAAGGGCAAUGGUCGUCCCGAAGCCAUGGAAGUUAUUCAUCGCGUAUCGUGCUGCCUGACAACGCCAAUCCGGAGAAAAUCAAAGCGGAGAUGAAGAACGGAGUCCUGAACGUGACAGUACCGAAAGUGAGGGAAGAGGAGCGCAAGAAGAACGUCAUCGACGUUGCUAUCGAGUAGGGUUCAGGUUCAAAAGCCGAAUAUGAUUUGAUAGUGUACGGUAUUUAGCGAUACUAGUUGACAGACGGUACAGCAUUAAAGUUUACAACGUGACAGAGAUUCGGAUUAUGGCGAGAAGCAUUUAACGAUGCUGCGUUUCGCUACUUAUGUAAAUUUGAAAACACAGCCAAC
Marchantia polymorpha subsp. ruderalis is the source of this 1156-nucleotide messenger RNA. NCBI's taxonomy places the organism in Eukaryota, Viridiplantae, Streptophyta, Marchantiopsida, Marchantiales, Marchantiaceae. The record is from the annotation of a GenBank genome assembly.